Molecule: messenger RNA, 1212 nt
Organism: Penicillium macrosclerotiorum
Lineage: Eukaryota; Fungi; Ascomycota; Eurotiomycetes; Eurotiales; Aspergillaceae
Product: 4-hydroxyphenylpyruvate dioxygenase family protein
Exons: 4
Coding region: 1-1212 (403 amino acids)
Biological process (GO): L-tyrosine catabolic process
Molecular function (GO): 4-hydroxyphenylpyruvate dioxygenase activity
Source: RefSeq, a predicted model, not a curated record
AUGGCUCCCUCAGCUAUCUCCAACAGCCCGCCCCCUUCGGCUAACGGGGAAGCCUCCAUCGCCAGCUACCGCGGUUAUGACCAUGUCCACUGGUAUGUCGGUAACGCCAAGCAGGCCGCCAGCUACUAUAUCACCCGGAUGGGCUUCAAGCGCAUUGCCUAUCGCGGCUUGGAGACUGGUAGCCGUGGUAUUUGCUCUCAUGUCAUUCGCAACGGCGAUAUCACUUUCAUCCUGACCUCGCCGCUCCGCGCCUUGGACCAACUCGAACGCUUCACUGCUGAUGAGCAAGAGCAAUUACGAGAGGUCCAUAGUCACCUUGAGAAGCACGGCGAUGGUGUUAAAGAUGUCUCAUUUGAGGUUGAUGAUGUUGACGCUGUUUUCUUCGCCGCUUUGAAGAACGGCGCCAAGGUCGUAUCCAAGCCUCGCAUCCUCAAAGACAACCAUGGUCACGUCAAAGUUGCUACUAUCCAAACAUAUGGUGAGACUACACACACUCUCAUCGAGCGCAAUCAAUAUCGUGGUGUCUUUUUACCGGGAUAUCGCGUCGAAGAAGCAAACGAGGACCCUAUUUCCAAGUUCCUGCCCGGGGUAGAUCUCAAGAGGAUUGACCAUUGCGUUGGAAACCAGGAUUGGAAUGAGAUGGACAAAAUCUGCGAAUAUUACGAAAAUGCCCUUGGAUUCCACCGGUUCUGGUCCGUUGAUGACAGCCAAAUCUGCACUGAAUUUUCCGCCUUGAAGAGUAUCGUCAUGGCGUCUCCCAACGAGAUUGUGAAGAUGCCUAUCAACGAGCCUGCAAAGGGCAAGAAGCAGUCGCAGAUUGAAGAAUAUGUGGACUUUUACAACGGCGCCGGCGUUCAGCACAUUGCUCUCCUUACGGACGACAUCAUCCGUGAUAUCACCAACCUGAAGGCCCGUGGAGUGGAGUUCAUUAAGGUUCCCGAAACAUACUACACUGACAUGCAGGAACGUUUGAAGGAGUCGGGCUUGGUGCUCAAGGAGGAUUUUGAUACUAUCCGGAGCUUGGACAUUUUGAUUGACUUCGACGAGGGUGGUUAUCUUCUCCAACUCUUCACCAAGCACUUGAUGGACCGCCCAACCGUUUUCAUUGAAAUCAUUCAGCGCCACAACUUCUCUGGCUUUGGAGCAGGAAACUUCAAGUCGCUCUUCGAGGCCAUUGAGCGGGAACAAGAACUCCGUGGGAACCUUGUCUAA